UUCACGGUACAUCAUGAUGCCAAGUGCUGUUCUGUCCAGCCUAUCUUUUCCUCAGGGAGUGGGAUUGGUAUUGGCUAUGGUAUUAUAUCCCGACCGUGAGAGGAAAAUGGUGAUAUUAAUAGUGUUGACAGCUGGUCGCGUAUAUGACUGGCGUGGCCAUCUACCGGAUCUACUUCCACCCACUGUCCAAGUAUCCCGGGCCCAAGUUGGCCGCUGCAACCCGUCUGUGGUGGUUACGUCAACAGCUGAGCGGACGCUUCCCGUUCGUAGUGCACGAGCUGCAUCUACAGUACGGCGAUAUUGUGCGGAUUGCACCGACGGAGCUCUCCUUCACGGGUGCCGACGCCUGGAAGGAGAUCUAUGGCUUCCGCAACGGGUUGCCCGAGAACCGCAAGGAUCCUGGCGAGAACACAGACGCAGAUAAAGCACAUCCGACCAUUAUCAAUGCUGACCGCAAGACCCACGGAGAUCUACGGAAGUUGCUUUCCAACGCCUUCUCCGACAAGGUGCUCCGGGGACAAGAGCCGGUGUUGCUGCAUUAUAUUGAUCUGCUAAUCCAGCGUCUCCAGGAGGUGGCAGACAAGAGAGAGCCAGUUGAUAUUGUCCGAUGGUUUAACUAUGUCACAUUCGAUAUCAUCGGCCACCUGGCCUUUUACGAACCGUUCGAUUGCCUCCAGAACACCGAGUACCACCCAUGGAUGUCAAUGAUCUUCAACGCGAUCGUGUACGUGCACUAUAUCCGCAGUCUACAGCGGUUCAUCGAUAUCCGGUCGAUUAUCCUGGCGCUGAUGCCCGCCCGCAUCGUGAAACGGCGCGCGUGGCAUAUCGGCCUGGUGGAGGAGAAGGUGAAACGGCGGCAGCAGCGCCAUCCGGACUAUAUCGACUUCAUGAGCCAUCUGCUGCAGGCAGAAGAAAAGGGCCAUCUCACCCUCCCGGAUCUGGUGGCCAACGCCAACCUCAUGGUUAUCGCCGGCAGCGAGACGACUGCCACAAUCCUGUCGGGAACAGUAUAUUACCUGUGCACGCAUCCACGCGUGAUGAGCAAGUUGGUGGAAGAAGUGCGGACUGCAUUCCAGGCCAGUCAUGAGAUCAACAUCUCGCGCAUCAGCCAGCUCAAGUACAUCAACGCCGUCCUCGAUGAAUCGUUCCGCCUGUAUCCACCUGCCGCAGGGAGUCACCCACGCAUCACUCCGCCUGAGGGGGCGCGCAUUCUAGGUCAAUGGCUUCCAGGAAAUACCUCCAUGGGCAUGGCCCAGUACGCUGUCUUUCGCUCCCCGGCCAACUUUAAGGACCCCGAUCGGUAUCUCCCUGAACGAUGGCUCGAUACAGAUGGGCCCUAUGCCAACGAUCGACGUGAAGCACUGCAGCCGUUUUCUUUUGGGCCACGCAACUGCAUCGGACGGAACCUGGCGAACAUCGAGAUGCGACUCAUUCUGGCGAAGAUUCUGUGGCAUUUCGAUAUCGAAUUGAUGCCAGAAUGUCGCCACUGGCCGCAGGAGCAGUACAUCUACACUUCGUGGGAGAAGAUUCCGCUCAAAGUUCGUAUUACGAGUAGAUAAGGUAAAUACUGUACUUACCAAGUUCAAAUACCACAAACGAAUACGCCG
This is a messenger RNA of Penicilliopsis zonata CBS 506.65, 1607 nucleotides long. RefSeq lists its product as hypothetical. The coding region runs from base 144 to 1559 and encodes 471 amino acids. The transcript is spliced from 4 exons. The record is from RefSeq and is a predicted model, not a curated record. Lineage: Eukaryota; Fungi; Ascomycota; Eurotiomycetes; Eurotiales; Aspergillaceae. Gene Ontology annotation, molecular function: monooxygenase activity; oxidoreductase activity, acting on paired donors, with incorporation or reduction of molecular oxygen; iron ion binding.